ACAACAGCAGCAGCGGCGACAGGAAGCACCAGGAGAGGCGGCGGCGGCGGCGGCGGCGGCGGCGGCGAUGAUGAUGAUGUGAAGCGCGAGGCGAUGGGGACGGAGCAGCGGCGGCGGCGGAAGAGGAGGACGCGCGCGCAGAUGCGGCUGCAGGCGGGGGGGCCCUGCCCGGCUCUCCCCGCUGUCCGGCCCCCUCGGGAUGCGCGGGCGGCCGGGGCUGCGGCGGGCGCCUCCAGCUGAGGAGGAGCCGCAGCAGCAACAGCAGCAGCGCCCCGGACUGGCCGCGCCGUCCAGCGGCGGCGACGCGAUGCUGCCCUGGAAGAGGCACAAGUUCGAGUUGCUGGCUGCGGACGAGGAGAAGCACCGCCCGCGACGGCGCCAGCAGCAGCAGCAGCCGCCGGGCCCGUUGGCGGCCGCGUCGCCCAGCGCCGGGUCCUCUUGGGCCUCCUCCGCCUCCUCCUCCUGGCCGGGGAAGGCCAAGGGGGGCUGCUGCCAGGCGGGCGCUGGGAGCCUGCCCUGCUCGGCGGCGCUGGGCUCGCUGGCCCGCGCUUGCCCGGCCGAGGGCGCCCUCAGCAGGAUGGGCAACCUGUUCCGCUCCAAGCGCCAGAAGUUCCGCGUGAGCAGCGAGGCGCCCACCUACACGGUGCUCUACCUGGGCAACGCCACCACGCUGCAGGCCAAGGGCGACGGCUGCACCGACGUGGCGGUGGGCAAGAUCUGGGCCAAGAGCGAGGCCGGGCGCCACGGCACCAAGAUGAAGCUGACCAUCGGGCCGCAGGGCAUCCGCAUGGCGCCCGCGGCUGAGGCCGCCGGCCGGCCGGGCCACCUCUACCUGCUGCACCGCGUCACCUACUGCGUGGCCGACCCGCGCCUGCCGCGCCUCUUCGCCUGGAUCUACCGGCACGAGGUGAAGCACAAGGCGGUGCUGCUCCGCUGCCACGCCGUGCUGGUCUCUAAGGCCGAGAAGGCCCGCGCCAUGGCGCUGCUCCUCUACCAGACCUCGGCGGCGGCGCUGGCCGAGUUCCGCCGCCUGAAGAAGCGCGCCGACGCCCGGCACCAGCAGCUGCAGCAGGUGGGCCAGGCCGGCGGGGCCGACGGCGCCAUCCCGCUGGUGCCGCUGCGCAAGCUGCUCCUGCACGGCGGGCCCGGCUGCUGCUACAAGCCGCCCGUCGAGCGCAGCCGCAGCGCCCCCAAGCUGGGCUCCAUCACCGAGGACUCGCUGGGCGAGGAGCUGGAGGAGCGCGCCGCCGGCCGCGGGGGCGGCUGCUGCGCCAACGGCGGCGGCGGCCCCGGAGACGACGAGGAGGACGAGGACGAGGACGAGGAGCUGCUGGCCCCGCUGGGCGACGAGCUGGAGGGGGAGGGCGCCGGGCGGGCGGCGGCGGCGGCACCCAGCCUGGGGCAGCUCAUCAGCGACCUGGGCGAGCUGGCCAUCGGCAACGACGUGGAGCUGCUGCGGGCCGACCUGCGCGUCACCCGCCUGCUCUCCGGCGAGAGCACCGGCAGCGAGUCCUCCAUCGAGAGCAACGGCCAGGACGGCGGCUCCCCGCCACCCGCACUGCAGCCUUGCCAGGGCCCCGACAGCCCGGAGCCGGACAGCGGCUGACCGCCGGCCGGCCGCCCUGCCUGUCGGAGCCGCUGCCCGCCCGAGCCCAGCCAGCCACCGCCACCGGCUGGGACUAGACAGCCUCAGGUCGACCCCCUCCCUCCUCCCUCCCACGCAGUCCUGGCUUCUUGCUGCACUCUCCAGGCGGAGGAGGGGAGGGCCAGAGUGAAGGGAGGGGGCCCCCAGGUGGACAGCUGAGUGAGCCCCCCACACACACACACACAGAGACACACACUCCGGUGCUGAGCCUGAGAGCUGGAGGACAGCUCAACAACCCCCAGAGGAGCCAUGUGCAAUCUUUUCUAAUGUUCCCUGCGGGCCUCUAGUGGGGGUUUUCCUCCCCCCCCCCCACAAACGCUGCUGGAAACCGCUCCCCGCCUUUCCGCCUGUUUUUUCCUCCGCACGCCACACACGCACCCCCAGCGCCAGGAUGCCUCUCUGGAAUGUUUUGAUCGGGGGGGGGGGCGGGCUGCCCUCCCGCCCAGAGCCCUGAAGAUCUGCCAAAUGUCCUUCCUGACCCUCUGGGGUGGGGGGAGGGUUGCGUUUUUGUUUACAGUUCCGGGACUGGGGUCCCUGCAGGGAGGGGGAGAGGGAAGCCCAGCCCCCCACCCCACCCCACCCCCAGGGCCUCCUUGUCCUUUCUUAAGCCACCUUCUCUCCGGGGAGCGGGGGGGGGGCUCCUCUCAUCCCAAGCUGUCUGCGUCAGAGAUGUUUGCACUGUGCUGAAGACUCGGGAGACCUUCUUUCCUUCCUUCCUUUGUUGGUCUGUUUUUAAAUUAUGAAGCCGGUUCCUCUCCAAGAGUCCUCCUCCUCUUCCUCCUCCUCCUCCUCCUCCAGUCUCAGUGUUUCUAUAGAUCUUUUGCUGUGCAAAAGGCGACUGUGAAUGUGGAUGUUCCCUUCAGUGUCCAGGGAGGAGGAAAGGCAAUACAUUUUGUUGUUUUUUGGAGGCCGCCCAGCAGAGACCAGCAGAGUCUUUCCUUCCUCCCCUUGGCUGGUUCGGAGGAGCUAAUAAAGAGGAAGGAAGCCGACCAGCA
Messenger RNA from Hemicordylus capensis (graceful crag lizard), 2640 nucleotides. RefSeq names its product family with sequence similarity 43 member A (gene FAM43A). The transcript has a single exon. NCBI's taxonomy places the organism in Eukaryota, Metazoa, Chordata, Lepidosauria, Squamata, Cordylidae. Bases 200 to 1606 code for a protein of 468 amino acids. The record is from RefSeq and is a predicted model, not a curated record.